AAGGAGCCCCGACAUCACCAAGGGCUCGGUGCCGAAAUCUGAGCACAUCCUCAGGAUAGAGGACCAUGAUUUCACAAUGCGGCCUGGUUUUGGAGGCCCAGCUGUUCCUGUGGGUGUGGAUGUACAAGUUGAAAGCCUGGACACUAUCUCUGAAGUGGAUAUGGACUUCACCAUGACUCUGUACCUGAGGCACUAUUGGAAAGACGAGCGCCUGUCCUACGCAGGAAAGACCAACCAGAGCAUGACUUUCGAUAGCCGGUUAGUAAAGAAGAUCUGGGUCCCUGACAUGUUCUUCGUCCACUCCAAACGCUCCUUCAUCCACGAUACGACAACGGACAACGUCAUGCUCAGGGUUUAUCCCGAUGGCAAAGUACUCUACAGCGUCAGGGUCACGGUCACAGCUAUGUGUAACAUGGACCUCAGCCACUUUCCUCUUGACACUCAAACAUGCUCGCUGGAGAUCGAAAGCUACGCGUACACAGACGAUGAUCUGAUGCUGUACUGGAAGAAAGGGAACGACUCGCUGAAGACAGAUGACAAGAUCUCACUCUCUCAGUUCCUCAUUCAGGAGUUUCACACCACCACCAAACUGGCUUUCUACAGCAGCACAGGUUGGUACAACCGCCUGUACAUCACCUUCACCCUGAGACGUCACAUUUUCUUCUUCCUGCUGCAGACCUACUUUCCCGCCACUCUGAUGGUCAUGCUGUCCUGGGUGUCCUUCUGGAUCGACCGCCGUGCCGUCCCUGCCAGGGUCCCUCUUGGCAUCACCACGGUGCUCACCAUGUCCACCAUCAUCACAGGUGUAAAUGCGUCCAUGCCCAGAGUGUCCUAUAUCAAAGCCGUAGACAUUUACCUCUGGGUCAGCUUCGUCUUCGUCUUCCUUUCCGUCAUCGAGUACGCGGCUGUCAACUACCUGUCCACUCUGCAGGAGCGCAGAGAGAGGAAGCUCAGAGAGAGGCUGCCGUGCACAUGCGGGAUGUCUCACGCAGGCCACGUGAUGAUGAGCAGCAGCUACAGCGAGAUGGACACCAUGACUACAGGUCAUUACGGCGUGUCCGAGGUGAACGGAGACAAGCGCGAGCACAUGCUGGUGCAGUUGGCCAUGGACAAGGAGCGUGGCGCUAACAGCCGAGUCGGAAAGUCCCGCCCCUACGUCAGCCUCUGGAUCGACACGCACGCCAUAGACAAGUACUCGCGUGUGAUCUUUCCCGGAGCUUACACUCUCUUCAACAUCAUAUACUGGUCCAUUUAUUCCUAACAGCCGCUGCUGCUGCUGCUUCUACCGGAGACGACAUCCAGAUAGUGUUAUCACGAUGGAGAUACACUCCAGCCUGUUCAGUCUGCUCCAACAGCUGCUGGUCCUGAUAACCCCAGUCAUCUGGAACAGAGAUGUUACUGAAUAUGAGGUCCUAUUCUGACAUGAACAGAUAUACAUUUAUGCAUUGAAAAUAUAAAUAGCAG
Molecule: messenger RNA, 1464 nt
Organism: Clarias gariepinus (North African catfish)
Lineage: Eukaryota; Metazoa; Chordata; Actinopteri; Siluriformes; Clariidae
Product: gamma-aminobutyric acid receptor subunit rho-1-like
Exons: 8
Coding region: 77-1261 (394 amino acids)
Biological process (GO): monoatomic ion transmembrane transport; regulation of membrane potential; nervous system process
Cellular component (GO): GABA-A receptor complex; membrane; synapse
Molecular function (GO): neurotransmitter receptor activity; GABA-A receptor activity; extracellular ligand-gated monoatomic ion channel activity
Source: RefSeq, a predicted model, not a curated record